AUGGGUUACACCCUCUGCGUAUUGGGAUGCGGCACCAUGGGCAUCGCCGUCCUUUCUGGCGUGAUCGACAGUCUCGACAGCACAUCGCGACUCUUCACCAAACCAUCCAAAUGGGAGUCUCACACUCCAGGAACGCUGACUCCCGUAGGGCCCCCAGAUGCAUCCGUUCCAGCCGAGUACAUCGCCUGCGUGAGCCGUGAGGCCAGCGCACUCAGGCUGCGGAAAGUAUUCGACUCCCUUGGAGCCAUGGGCGAAGCCGUCCAGAUACUCGCUUCUCGAAACGUAGAAGCCGUGCAACAAUCAGACGUGGUCCUUCUCUGCUGCAAACCCCAGAUCGCACAUACAAUCCUCAAUGAGCAAGGAAUGAAGGAGGCACUGGACGGCAAACUCUUGAUCAGCAUUCUAGCCGGUGUAACGAUGCGCCAAAUCACAGAUUGGGUCCUUCCAUCUACAAGAGUCGUACGCGCAAUGCCCAACACCCCAUGCAAGAUCAGAGAAGGCAUGACUGUUGUAUCAAAUCUUCCUCCCUCUGCAGACGAAGAAUCGGAUAGAGCUAUUAUUCUUAAAAUCUUCUCAUCAAUUGGUCGAUGCCGCUUCCUUGAGGAAAAGCAUUUCGAUGCGUGUACCGCACUUUCUGGCUCUGGUCCUGCUUUUGCCUGCAUAUUCAUGGAAGCCAUGGCUGACGGAGGGGUCAUGAUGGGUCUUCCACGAGCGGAGGCUCUCGAAUUGGCCGCGCAAACCUUACAAGGCGCGGCUCGCAUGGUGCUUCAAGGUGGUGCCCACCCAGCUCAGAUUAAGGAUUCGGUAACGACUCCGGGAGGCUGUACUAUUGCUGGGUUGUUGGCGUUGGAAGAUGGGCGUGUACGAUCUACCAUUGCAAGAGGAAUACAGAUCGCAACCGAGCGUGCCAGUGAAUUAGGGCAGCCACCGAAAAAGUAAAAUAAAAAUAGUAGAUUUAGGACACACGUAA
Messenger RNA from Laccaria bicolor S238N-H82, 970 nucleotides. Its product is annotated as pyrroline-5-carboxylate reductase. Lineage: Eukaryota; Fungi; Basidiomycota; Agaricomycetes; Agaricales; Hydnangiaceae. Gene Ontology annotation, molecular function: pyrroline-5-carboxylate reductase activity. The transcript has 6 exons. Gene Ontology annotation, biological process: L-proline biosynthetic process. The coding region runs from base 1 to 939 and encodes 312 amino acids. The record is from RefSeq and is a predicted model, not a curated record.